AUGCCGAAGAAAUCGACGAAAUCCAAGUCCAAGCGCACAACCCUGAAGCAGAAAUACAAGCUUAUUAAAAAAGUGAAAGAACAUAAUAAGAAAAAGCGCAGGGAGGACGCUCGGAAUAAGCGUCUGGGCUGCUUCAAGUCGAGGGCACCGAGAGAUCCCGGAGUUCCGGCGGAAUGGCCUUACAAGGAAGAACUGAUGAAGGAGAUAGAUUUUGAGCUGGACAAAAAGAAAGCGCUCGACAAGGCGAAAGCCCAAGCGCGUCAUUCUCGGCAUCUUCACAGGAAAGCAAGUGUCGCUGCACAAGAGUUUCAGCUGAAGAAAGCUGCGAAUUUGAAUGUGAACGGCACUGCUGCCAAAACCGAAGACAACGGCGGACGGGCGUAUUUUAAAGAAUUUGUCAAGGUGGUUGAAGCAGCGGACGUUAUUAUCCAGGUUCUUGAUGCGCGGGAUCCUUUGGCUUAUCGCUCUCCUGAAGUUGAGCAGUUUGUUCGCCGUGUCAACCCUGAUAAACGCGUAGUUCUCAUGCUCAACAAGAUUGACUUGGUUCCUAAAGAUAACGUGCAGAAGUGGUUGAAGUACUUUCGAGAGGAAAUUCCAUGUGUCGCGUUCAAGUGUGCUACGGGCAAGAAGAGCGAUGGUGGUAAGCUUGGCUCAGGCGAACUGCACUUUGAUUAUGGAAGUGUUGCGCAUGCCUCUCUUGGGGCCGAAACGUUAUUACAACUGUUGAAAAAUUACGCCCGCAACCGGAAAAUGAAGACGUCCAUAACUGUGGGAAUAGUGGGGUUUCCUAAUGUGGGAAAAUCUUCACUGAUCAACGCUUUAAAACGCAACCGAAGUGCAGCCUCAACGGGUAAUACUCCCGGACUCACCAAAGUUUCAAAAGAAGUAAUGCUGGACAAGCAGAUAAAACUGAUCGACUCGCCCGGUGUCAUAUUUGCGUCAUGUUUGGGAGAGACUGCAGGCGCCGCGACGUUAAGAAAUUGCGUGAGAGUCGAGCAACUUGAAGACCCAGUUUCACCUGUGUGUGAAAUUCUCCGGCGCUGCCCAAAUGAACAGCUUAUGUUGAUCUACAAGAUGGGGCAUUUUGAACAUGUCGAUGACUUUCUCAUGCAGCUAGGGCGUCUGAAGGGUCUGCUCAAAAGGGGUGGUGUGCCAGAUAUGAUGGCAGCAGCUCGAGUUGUCGUGGCUGACUGGAACAGUGGCAGGAUCCCUUAUUAUACCAAUCCACCUGUCCGCAGCAUGGAAGCGGACGAAGAGCAUGUCAGUGCGGAGGUUGUCACUAAAUGGAAUGCCGAGUUUGAUGUCGAUAAACUGUUUGCAAAAGAAGACAGCACUAUGCUUGCUGGUCUGACGAUGUCUGAUAGCGACAAAACCGGCUUUCUUCCUUCCUUGUCAGCUGGCACUGCAGUCGUCGAUGAGGACCUUUAUGGCGUCUGGGCACGACAAAAAAGUGAGUUGCUCUCUAACAAUGGUCUUAAACGUGUACGUGAUAAAAUCCGUACAGUGGACAGCUUCGAUGAGGCGACAUACCACCAGGCGAGUGCAAAAAUGAGCAUGCCAGUCGCCCAGAAGCUGAUACCACAAGUCCAGUCAGUAAACCUGUACGAGGCCGAUGGACAGCUCAACCCAAACCUCACAAGAGCUUCCAAAAAAACGGCAAAGAAGCUGAAAACAAGGGUUCUGUCCGCUUCAAAAGGAGGCGUCGAGCAGGACGGCAGCGGAUCUGAUUUUGAAUGGGAGGACAGCAGGGAAUGAUUACUUGAGAUUUAAUCAACCAUUUCGAUCGUAACGUUACUAAAAUGCUGAAUUGCACGUCCUCUUCGUUUAUGAAUCCCUGAUACGAUUUCUGAAUGUGCGAAUGCGAGAAGAUUGAAAGCUGAACAUGUCGAACGAUGAAAGGACGACAUCAUGGUCAAAAGCUAUGCAGCUCGGCUAGUCCUGCUCAUGUGCAAAAAUUAUCUUCAGCAAUUUGCACCACAAAAUCCCAGGAAGGAAUCGAGGAGGGCGUGACACUAUGUUUCCUGCCGAGAUAUCGGCACCAAUAGACCUAGCUACGCGCGAAGCUCCAAUAAUCGGAUGUUCGGUGAGGGCAAGCCGGCUAAGCUGCACAGUCCAGCGGUGUUCAGCUGGCUUAUAUAAAUAAUCCUGUUUAUACCAACUGUAUUUGUUGCCUAACAUUUUUGGGCUUUCGAGAUCCGCGUACUGGACAAUCGAGCAUACAAUGUCUCAUCAUUCCAUUCUAGGAGAGGAUCUCAGCACGGUGUAGCCCUCCCGAAGGUUGCAUUGAUAAGGGCACCACUCCAUGCGUCAAGAAUUGUGCUGCAGCCACCUCCAUCGCUUCUUGUGUCUCUCGAUGCUCUUCGACAUCAUAACCAGAUUUAAUUAACUUUGGUGCUUCGCAUGCGACUAAAGCCGCGCGGCCAGAUUCACUCCUCGCCAGGUUUGCAACCGCCUCCGCACAAGCCUGUCUGACAGUGUCACAGCAUUCAACAUGCAGCUUAGAUCCACUGAUCGGCCGUAGUAGUGCACAGACAAUAUCCUUGGCAGCGGUGGUGACGUUUGACAGGUCGCAGCCUUGCAAUUUCGAGUGCGAGUAUUCAUCCAUCGGCAUCAUGCAUGUAGAAGUUUCACAUAAAUCCGGAUUAGUGAGGAGAGCGUGACAAGAAAGCUCGUCAACACAACAGUUGCGUAGCGCUGAAAAGAAGGCCAGGCGCCUUGCAGACGAUGAACUCGAAAUGGUUGGAAGCACUGCUCGCAAAAGUCCCAGGGAAUGAUCUAAAAACACGCGCCUACCAAUGGGAUGACGGGUAACGUUGGUAAGGAUGCGCGCGCAGUGAUCAGCAUUGCAUGAUGAAAUCUCUUUGAGCAUCACCUGUGCAAUUUUUGUGAUGUAGAAGCCCUCCAAAUGCUUUCCUUCCUGGCAGAAGAUACUCAGCCCUCCUUCAGUGUUGGUGAUGUUAACAAGUAGCAUGAGAUGCAGUUCAAUUUGACAACCUUCUCUUAAACAAUCCAUGGCGCGCUCAACAACUCCGUUAUGUACAGCCAGAGUAGCGACCUCUGAAGAGCCUGUUAAGUUGACCAGUGCCGUUACCGCUGGAGUUGCCUCAAUCUCUGUUCCCCCAAGCAGGUGAAGAAGAGCAGGGAUGAGCCUGCUUUUUCGUUCGAUGAGAGUGGAGAUGCCGUCAUUGGAGCCAGUAAGACCCUGGAUCACUCCGGCGGCCCUUGCGCGCAUCCCCGCGCGCUUAUCCGCAAGGAAGUCGAGGAGCUCGUCAAGUGCGUCGGGCAUGGGUGAGAGGAUCAAG
Molecule: messenger RNA, 3302 nt
Organism: Micromonas commoda
Lineage: Eukaryota; Viridiplantae; Chlorophyta; Mamiellophyceae; Mamiellales; Mamiellaceae
Exons: 2
Coding region: 1-1755 (584 amino acids)
Cellular component (GO): nucleolus
Molecular function (GO): GTP binding
Source: RefSeq, a predicted model, not a curated record